Molecule: messenger RNA, 1608 nt
Organism: Fusarium sp. VM40
Lineage: Eukaryota; Fungi; Ascomycota; Sordariomycetes; Hypocreales; Nectriaceae
Source: the annotation of a GenBank genome assembly
AUGACUUCAAAAAAAGGACAACCAUCGACUUACACUCAAUUUGCUUGCAUUGGUGCUGGAUUUUCCGGCAUCGCGCUGGGAGCCACGCUUAAAAGGUGGUAUGGAAUCACCGACAUUCGGUUCUUCGAGCGCCACCGUGAACUCGGUGGGACAUGGUUCGCAAACAAAUAUCCAGGCGCUGCUUGUGAUGUUCCGAGUGCCCUCUACAGCUUCUCCUUCGAGCCUAACCCGAAAUGGUCUCGGCUUUUACCCUCACAGCAGGAGCUCUGGGAAUAUCAGAAACACGUUUCGGACAAGUACGGGUUGCCGCAAAAGAUAUCGUUUGGCGUCGAAGUCCAACGUUGCCAAUGGGUCGAAAGGAAGAAGAGAUGGAUGCUUGAGAUUCGUGACCGCGAGACGGGCGAAGUCUUUUACCACGAAUGCAGGUUCCUAUUUGCGGGCUCUGGUAUACUCGUCACGCCUCGAGAGAUUGAUAUUCCUGGUUCAGACAACUUCACAGGUUCUAUCUUUCACUCAUCGCAGUGGAGGGACGACGUUGAUGUCGAAGGGAAGAAUGUCGUUGUAAUCGGGAAUGGGUGUACAGCUGCCCAGAUUGUCCCAUCUAUAGUGGACAAGGUAAAGAGUCUGACCCAAAUAGUCCGUUCCAAGCACUGGAUACUUCCACCUAUUGACAUGGUGUACGCGGAAUCCAUGAAAAAGGUCUUCAGCUAUCUACCAGCCGUCAUGAUGAUACAGCGCCUUCUUAUCUUUUUGAUAGCUGAGGUUGAGUUGAAGGCGGUUCCUAUGACCACAUCUGCUGCCAAGUUUCGUCAGAAACGACGAGCUAAGGCUGAGCAGUACAUGAGAAGCACUGCCCCGGCCAAGUAUCACGACCUUUUGAUUCCGGGUUUCGAGAUUGGUUGCAAGAGACGAAUCUAUGACUCUGGAUACUUGAAAUCUCUUCACUCCGACAAUCUGACCCUAACAAACGAACGAGCAUUGAAGAUCGUUGAGAAUGGAAUAGAGACAGAUCGUGGCUUUAUCAAAGCUGAUGUCAUAGUACUAGCUAAUGGCUUUUCUACAAACACAUUCCUCGAGGGAGUCACAGUCACUGGGCGAGAAGGAACGUUGAAUCAGCACUGGAACUCAUUUGGCGGAGCCGAAGCAUAUAACUGCUCUGCUAUGAGUGGUUUUCCAAACUUCUUUAUGCUACUAGGCCCCAAUGCAACAACAGGUCACACUUCGGCUAUUAUGGCCAUCGAGAACAGUGUCAAUUUUGCAUUGCGUAUCCUCAAACCUGUUCUUGGAAGCCCAGAUGGAGUCGUUGAGCUUAAAAGGGAGGCCGAAAAGCGUUAUGUCGAUUGCAUUCAGGAUGAUCUGUCCAAGACAGUCUGGAGCUCAGGAUGCCAAAGCUGGUAUACUCAAUCUAAUUCGCAAAACAGCGGAGAAUGGAAUGCCAUGGUUUAUCCAUAUUCUCAAGGGUAUCUAUGGUAUAGAAGCUUGUUCCCUAGCUGGGGCGACUGGAAGAUUACAAGUAAGGGCCAUAACUACAACCCUAUAUUCAAGCUCUGGUUCAAGAUUCUACUGGUGUUUGCUGGUGGUUCUGCUGUAUUUACUUGGUUAUAUUGA